Messenger RNA from Thecamonas trahens ATCC 50062, 2342 nucleotides. Its product is annotated as MCM5 minichromosome maintenance deficient 5. The transcript has a single exon. NCBI's taxonomy places the organism in Eukaryota, Apusomonadida, Apusomonadidae. Gene Ontology annotation, cellular component: nucleus; MCM complex. Bases 1 to 2268 code for a protein of 755 amino acids. Gene Ontology annotation, biological process: DNA replication; double-strand break repair via break-induced replication; DNA replication initiation. Gene Ontology annotation, molecular function: single-stranded DNA binding; single-stranded DNA helicase activity; 3'-5' DNA helicase activity. The record is from RefSeq and is a predicted model, not a curated record.
AUGGCGGGUGUGGCCACCGGCUUUGAUGCUGGGCAAAUUUUCACCUCGGACCAGGAGCUCGUCCCCCGGUCGGCGGCAUCGCUGCAGCCUUCGGACGCCCGGGCCAAGUUCCUCAACUUUAUUCGCAACUUCCGUGACGGUAACGUCUUUACCUACCGCGACCAGCUCCGGGCCAACUACGUCCUCCGCAAGUACCAGCUCGAGGUCCAGCUCGAGCACCUCAAGGCCUACGACGAGGCGCUGGCCGACACCCUGGUUGAGGCGCCGGCAGAGUAUGUGGAGCAGUUUGAGCUGGCGGCCAAGGACGCGGCCAAGCAGAUUUUUGCGCCCGGAGGCUCGGGCGGCGCGCUGCCUGACGACGACCCGCUGGCGGCGGGUAAGGAGGGCGCUGCGGGUGGCGUGGGCGGCGGGCUGGGCGGCGCAGGCGCCGCCGGCGGCAGCCCGGCUAUUGCCGACAUCCAGGUCAUGCUGCAGACCACGUCGGUGCCCAUCCAGCUCCGGGACCUUAUGUCGGUCCACAUCUCGCGCCUAGUCUUUAUCCGUGGCAUCGUCAUCUCGGCGUCGCGGACCCGCGCCAAGGCCGCCGGCAUCGUCGUCCGUUGCCGGACCUGCGCCGACGAGCAGUUGCUCAAGGGCCGGCUCGGCUUCUCGGGCAUCGUCGUCCCGCGUAAGUGCCUCCGCGCCCGCCAGGGCCAGGGAGACGACUGCGGCCUCGAUCCGUACCUCAUUGUCGCCGACAAGUCCGACUACGUCGACCAGCAGACGCUCAAGCUCCAGGAGUCGCCUGAGGACGUGCCCACCGGUGAGAUGCCGCGCCAGGUCCUCCUCUCAGUCGACCGCAACCUGGUUGACAAGGUUGUGCCCGGAACCCGGGUCGCUCUCGCCGGCGAGUACACCACCUUUUCCGGCGCCACCCGCCGCUCGCGCUCGGCCGGCCUCCCCUCGCCGUACGUCCGCGUCAUCGGCAUGCGCAUCGACGAGGAUGGCACCGGCCGCGCCUCCACCUCGUUCACCCCCGAAGAGGAGGAGGAGCUCCGCGCCAUUUCGGAGCAGCCCAACAUCUAUAACCACAUUGCGGACUCGAUUGACCCGGCCAUCUUUGGCCACGAAGACAUCAAGAAGGCCAUCGCCUGCCUCCUCUUUGGCGGCGCCCGCAAGCAGCUGCCCGACGGCAUGCGCUUGCGUGGCGACAUCAACGUUCUACUGCUCGGUGACCCCGGAACAGGCAAGUCGCAAUUCCUCAAGUUUGUCGAAAAGGUCGCGCCCAUCGCCGUCUACACCUCGGGCAAGGGCUCGUCCGCCGCAGGUCUCACCGCCUCGGUCAUCAAGGACCCGUCGUCGCGCGAGUUUUACCUCGAGGCCGGCGCCAUGGUUCUUGCCGACGGCGGCGUUGUCUGCAUCGACGAGUUUGACAAGAUGCGCGAAGAGGACCGCGUCGCCAUCCACGAGGCCAUGGAGCAGCAGACCAUCUCCAUCGCCAAGGCUGGCAUCACCACAAUCCUCAACUCGCGGACUUCCGUCCUUGCCGCCGCAAACCCGGUGUUUGGCAAGUACGACGAGACAAAGUCCGCCGCAGAGCAGAUCGACUUCCGCGGCACCAUCCUCUCGCGUUUCGACCUCAUCUUUAUCGUCCGCGACCAGAAGAAUGAGGCCAACGACCGUCGCAUCGCCCAGCACGUCAUCUCCAUCCACAAAUCGCUUGAGAUCGAGCGGACCGUCGGUGAUCUGCCCAUCCCGCUCCUCAAGAAGUACGUCGCCUACGCCCGCUCCAAGGUCUCGCCGCGCCUCUCCCAGGCCGCCGCCGACUCGCUCGCCAACCAGUACGUCAAUAUUCGCUCCUCUGUCCGCGAGGCUGCCCGCCAGUCGGGCCAAAUGGCCACCUUCCCCAUCACCGUCCGUCAGCUCGAGGCCAUCGUCCGCAUUGCAGAGUCGCUCGCCAAGAUGGAGCUCGCUACCGUCGCAGAACCACGCCACGUCGAUGAGGCCCUCCGCCUCUUCCGCGUCUCCACACUCGACGCUGCAGAGUCGGGCCACCUCGACAUGGGGCCCAUCUCCGAAGAAGAGAAGGUGGCUCUCGAGAACUGCGAGCGUCACCUCGCCAAGAUCCUUCCCCUCGGCCACACCGCGCCGCUGCAGCGCAUCGAGACCCAGCUGGUUCAGGCCGGUUACAAGGAGUACACCAUCCGCCGCGCCAUCGGUGCCUCCAUCUCGCGCGGCGCCUACGAGCACACUAACCAGCGCCGCAUGCUCCGCCGUGUACGCUCCUAGUUCUAUCCCCUCCUCCCGCCCUCGCGCCCUGCAUCACUCACGACACGGGCUCCGUAAAUGUCGCUUGCGAAACA